Molecule: messenger RNA, 1867 nt
Organism: Histoplasma capsulatum G186AR
Lineage: Eukaryota; Fungi; Ascomycota; Eurotiomycetes; Onygenales; Ajellomycetaceae
Product: septin
Exons: 4
Coding region: 1-1386 (461 amino acids)
Biological process (GO): cytoskeleton-dependent cytokinesis
Cellular component (GO): cell division site; microtubule cytoskeleton; cytosol
Molecular function (GO): GTP binding; molecular adaptor activity; GTPase activity
Source: RefSeq, a predicted model, not a curated record
AUGGCUCAAGGCGCUAACGGUAUUCCGGCGCCCACACGACCCUCUCCAGCUGCUGGCAGUGCUCCCGCAAAAUCGCCAUAUGUCGAACGGAGCAACCCCAUGGGUCAGGGUGCUGCCCAAACGGUCACCUCCAAGGACCCCAAGGCCGCUGCCCAGGCUGCUAGUGACAUGAGGAACGUCGUCCGCCGCAAGUUGACCGGUUAUGUUGGAUUCGCAAACCUCCCAAACCAAUGGCACCGUAAAAGUGUUCGCAAGGGUUUCAACUUCAAUGUGAUGGUUGUCGGUGAAUCUGGCUUGGGAAAGUCUACUCUUGUCAAUACUUUGUUCAACACUUCUCUGUAUCCUCCAAAGGAACGCAAGGGCCCUAGCCUGGAUAUUAUUCCAAAAACCGUUGCCAUCGAGUCUAUCAGCGCCGAUAUUGAGGAAAACGGCGUUCGUCUCCGUCUGACUGUGGUUGAUACACCUGGUUUCGGUGACUUUGUCAACAACGAUGACUCUUGGCGUCCAAUUGUUGAGAACAUCGAACAGCGCUUCGACGCUUACCUCGAGGCCGAGAAUAAGGUUAACCGCAUGAAUAUUGUGGACAAUCGCGUCCAUGCUUGCGUCUACUUCAUCCAGCCAACAGGCCACUCGCUGAAGCCGCUUGACAUUGAGGUAAUGCGCCGAUUGCAUACCAAGGUCAAUCUGAUCCCUGUCAUUGCUAAGGCGGAUACCCUCACCGAUGAGGAAAUUGCUCUUUUCAAGCAAAGGAUUCUGGCCGAUAUCCAACAUCAUUCCAUCCAAAUCUUCGAGGGACCCCGAUACGAGCUUGAUGAUGAAGAGACCAUCGCCGAGAACCAAGAAAUCAUGUCCAAAGUUCCUUUUGCUGUUGUUGGAGCGAACUCGGAGGUCACCAGCAGUGAGGGCCGCAAGGUCAGAGGUCGUCGUUAUCCGUGGGGUGUCAUCGAGGUUGACAACGAGGAACAUUGCGAUUUCGUCAAAUUGCGCCAGAUGCUCAUCCGUACUCAUAUGGAAGAACUCAAGGAACACACGAAUAAUGCCCUGUACGAGAACUACCGAUCUGACAAACUCACACAGAUGGGUGUUGCGCAGGACCCAAGUGUAUUCAAGGAGGUCAACCCUGCAGUCAAGCAGGAAGAAGAACGCACCUUGCACGAGCAGAAGCUCGCAAAGAUGGAGGUCGAGAUGAAGAUGGUUUUCCAACAAAAGGUGCAAGAGAAGGAAAGCAAGCUCAAGCAGAGCGAAGACGAGCUUUUCGCGCGACAUCGCGAGAUGAAAGAACAAUUAGAGCGACAACGCGCAGAAUUGGAAGAAAAGAAGUCUCGUCUCGAAAGUGGAAGACCUCUCGAGGACAAGAUAAAGAGAAAGGGUUUCUCGCUCCGUUAAGAGUCAACCCAUGGCUGAUAUGCACUCUGGACAUCAUGGGAUGUCGACCUAUGACAUGCGGACAACCUCUGUUUGAUUUCUUGUUCUUCUUUGAGUUCCUCUCCCUUCUGCUCAUGGUUCCAGCGCUCUCUCUAAUACCUCUUUUCGUUCUCUUUCCUCUCCUUUCCUUUCAUUAAGAGUAAUUCGGCUCUCUUACACAUUCUUUUGCUUUUUUUUCUUCCCUUUCUCUUUCCCUUUCUCCUCUUUCAUUUAUACCUUUUGCUCUCUAUCUCACUUCUGUAAUGACUUCGACCCAUUUUUCCCCCCUCUACUUAUUGUUCUUUUCUCUUGAGCCGUUCCCUCCCUCCUUCGUUUUGUUUUUCCCUUGUUUAUUUUCUUGCUUGCUUGUUUGCUUACUUGCUACUGAGUCUCUCGAACCAAUAAAACGGAGAAAACCAAAUUUGUACCAAACUUAAUAAUCUAUCUAUUCACUAGUUUCAAG